Messenger RNA from Colletotrichum karsti, 5058 nucleotides. RefSeq lists its product as uncharacterized. The coding region runs from base 1 to 5058 and encodes 1685 amino acids. Gene Ontology annotation, cellular component: cytoplasm. Gene Ontology annotation, molecular function: GTPase activator activity; protein binding. The record is from RefSeq and is a predicted model, not a curated record. Gene Ontology annotation, biological process: regulation of GTPase activity; regulation of actin cytoskeleton organization. NCBI's taxonomy places the organism in Eukaryota, Fungi, Ascomycota, Sordariomycetes, Glomerellales, Glomerellaceae. The transcript has 2 exons.
AUGUCGCACCGGCCGCACCCUCUCAGACAGUCGCAUACCUUGGACUACCCUAGCAACGUCAACCGGCAAUCUUCUACCGCUUCUUCCAUAGCUUCGUCGGGGUACUCUCUAUACUCCGAUAACAGCCGAGCGAGCACCCAAACAUCUUCGGUUUCCAGCGGCUACACUCAUAAGAGAGGCAAGAGUGAUGGUUCCCGCUUGCAUCACGUUUCUUUCGGCGGAGAGAACCUCGACCACAAGAAAGACCAGGACAACCUUUAUUCUAUGGCUCGACAGUCCCUCCGACCACUCGCUCAAGCUCCCGCCCCAACAUCGGCCUCACCCGCAUCACCCACGCCGUCGACACCUUCUCCUCCCCGCCACCUCACUCGCCACGAUCGCACAAAAAGCGUGGAUAUUGGAAAGUUGUCGCACGCCCAGUAUGACGGCAGCACAUCUCCGACUCCGCUAUCCCGAACUCUCACUAUCCGGCCCAAUUCGAUGCUAGUCAGCCGUUCCGACACGGUCAGGGCAGGAGCCGCUCUCCCUCACGCUCAUGAACCACCUGCUCCUGUUCAUUCGACAGCGUUAGCCCGUCCAGACCUCGAGAAGCUCGGCCGAUCAUCAACCAGCCAGCUACGAACAUUAUCGAGGCUUGCCCAGUCCGAGUCUGCCGAAGGAUUUGCCAUCACCUCACCGGCGCAAGAAGUGGUCGGACUCCGAGGUCGUCGCAGAUUACAGAACAGCAACCAACAACGCGCUGGUGGCUAUGGCUGGGAAGGCAGAAAUUGGAUGGACAAGCAGCGCCAGUUUCUCCAGGCUUACGAAUAUCUUUGUCACAUUGGUGAGGCCAAGGAGUGGAUCGAAGAUGUCAUCCACCGAGCCAUCCCUCCCAUUGUCGAACUGGAGGAGGCCCUACGAGAUGGUGUUACCUUGGCGGAGGUCGUUGAGGCUCUCAACCCUGAACGUCGCCUCCGCAUUUUCAGACACCAAAAGCUGCAGUUCCGGCACUCCGACAACAUCGCCAUCUUCUUCCGGUACUUGGACGAAGUCGAGCUUCCCGACCUUUUCAGAUUCGAGCUGAUCGACCUAUACGAGAAGAAGAACAUACCUAAAGUCAUCUACUGCAUCCACGCUUUGAGUUGGCUCCUGUUCAGAAAAGGAAUAGUUGACUUUCGCAUCGGUAACUUGGUCGGUCAACUCGAGUUCGAGCACCACGAGCUCGAGGCGAUGCAGAAAGGCCUUGAUAAACUCGGGGUUAACAUGCCCAGUUUCGGUAAUAUGGGAGCUGAUUUUGGUGUUGAGCCUGCAACCCCGGAGCCCGAGGAAACCGAAGAAGAGAGGACUGAUCGCGAGUUGGCUGAGAACGAGGAGUCCAUCGUCGAACUACAAGCUCAAGUUCGGGGUGCGGUAGUGAGGAUGCGCCUGGGAGACACCAUGCAUCAGCUUUGGGACGCUGAGAGUUCCCUCGUCGAGCUUCAAUCUCGCAUCAGAGCUGAUUGGACACGCCAAAUCGUCGGCUACCGGCUCCAAAUGAGACGUUUUGCUGUCGAUCUGCAAAGCCUCUGUCGCGGAUUUCUCGCCCGCAACAGACUAGCCAACAAGGAGCGCUUCUGGAAAUCCCUGGAGCCCACUGUCUUGGAGCUUCAAAGUCUUAUUCGGGCCAAGAAGGUCCGUGAUGAGGUACGAGACCAGACAUCUCAGUUGGUCCAGCAUGCCGGCCCCGUCCGUGAAAUCCAAGCAGCGUUUAGGGGCUUCUUGGCCCGGAAAGAGCUUGUUGCUCAACAACAGGAAACUGUCCAGAAGUCUGGAGAAGUCAGUAAUCUGCAGGCUGCGGUGCGAGGAAUGCUGUUGAGAGGACGUGUUUCUAACGAUCUGCAUCACCUGGACAAACAAACCGACAACACGACGAGCUUGCAAGCUGCGGUACGAGGAAUGCAGUUGAGAGGACGCGUUUCCCAUGAUCUCCAUCUUCUGGACAGACAAGCCGACAGCAUUACGACCCUGCAGGCUGCCGCCAGAGCCUUGCAGACUAGAAAUCAGAUUGCUCUGGAGCAAGAACAUCUCCAGAGCUUUGCCCCCCAGUGGACGGCCCUCCAGGCUGCAUUCCGGGGCAAGUCAGUUCGCUCUGAGGUCACUGCCACCAAGGCCGAGCUCGGUGAACACGCCUCCGCGGUCGAGAGCCUUCAGGCGCACGUUCGUGCUGCUGCCGUCCGCCGCGAUGUGACUCAACUGCUUGAACAUUUGAACAGCCACGAGCCAGCCAUCAUUGAUCUGCAGUCCAUCUCCCGCGGCACGCUUGAGCGACGUCGCAUUGCUGCCGACCAAGACGCUCUCAUCCGGGUCGAGCCCAAGAUCACAAAACUGCAGGCUCGCAUAAGAGGCUACCUUCAUCGCCAAAACCACACCGCUCUGCUUGAGGAGUUGGAGUCUCACACCGCCGAGAUCGAGAAGCUGCAAGGCCUCGCAAGAGCCAUGAUGGUGAGGGGUGAUGUUUUCAACCUCAUCUCAGACAUCGAGGCGGAAGAGGUUGCCAUCACUGAAAUGCAAGCAGUCGCCAAGGCUUUCACUGUCCGCGCCAAGUUCCAAGAGAAGAAGCGCUUCUUCAAGGAGAACAUGGAGAAAGUCGUUAAGAUCCAAAGCCUUGUCAGAGCCAAGAUCCAGGGCGACGCAUACAAGAGUCUUACGCACGGAAAGGACCCACCGGUCAACGCGGUCAAGAAUUUCGUGCAUCUCCUUAACGACAGUGACUUCGACUUCAACGAGGAAAUUGAGUUUGAGCGGAUGCGCAAGACGGUGGUCCAGCAGGUUCGCCAGAACGAGAUGUUGGAGCAGUACAUCGACCAGCUCGACAUCAAGAUUGCACUGCUCGUCAAGAACAAGAUCACUUUGGACGAAGUUGUGAGGCACCAGAGCAACUACGGCGGCAGCUCCAUCGGUCUCCUGGCGAACUCUACCAUGUCCUCAACCAACCACUUUGAUUUGAAGGCUCUGAACAAGAGUUCAAGAAAGAAGUUGGAAUCCUACCAGCAACUUUUCUUCAACCUCCAGACUCAGCCCCAAUAUCUUGCUCGUCUGUUCAAGCGCAUUCGCGAGCAAGGAACUCCCGAAAAGGAGAGCAAGAGAAUCGAGCAUCUCGUCAUGGGUCUUUUCGGUUACGCCCAGAAGCGACGUGAGGAGUACUAUCUUCUGAAGCUCCUCUCCAGAGCCAUGCGAGAGGAGAUCGAAUGUGCCAGGACGUUGCAAGAUUAUCUCCGCGGCAAUUACUUCUGGACCAAGGUUCUCUCCAACUACACCCGCUCUCCACGCGAUCGCAAAUACCUUCGGGAACUCCUCGGCCCCAUCGUCCGAGACAACAUCGUGGAGGACCCUGCUCUGGAUCUCGAGAGUGACCCUCUCCAGAUUUACAGAGCAGCCAUCAACAACGAAGAACUGCGAACUGGACGACCGAGUAGGCGUCCUCUGGACGUCCCGCGCGAGAUUGCCAUCAAGGACCCCGAAACCAGAGACCUCUUCAUCGACCACCUGCGCGACUUGCGGGAGAUUUGCGACCAGUACCUUUUGGCCCUGGAGGAUCUCCUCCCCAAGAUGCCGUACGGCCUCCGCUUCCUUUGCCGGCAAAUGUUCGAGACCCUCUGCCAGCACUUCAAGAAAGACCCGCAGCACCACCAUCUUCAGGUCGUCACCAACUGGAUCUGGCGAUUCUAUCUUCAACCUGCUGUUACUUCCCCAGAGAACGUUGGUGUCAUCGAGAAGCAGUUGAGCCCGCUGCAGAAGCGCAACCUGGGCGAAGUUGCCAAGGUUCUCGGUCAGAUCGCCUCUAGCAGACCGUUCGGCGGCGAGAACAUCUACCUGCAACCUCUCAAUGCUUUUGUUGCUGAGUCCUGCGAGCGCCUCGCCCAGAUCACCCACGACCUCAUUUCUGUACCCGAUGCCGAGCAAAACUUCGACAUUGACGAGUUCAACGACUUGUACUCCAAGCACAAACCAACCCUCUACAUCAAGAUGACCGACAUCUUCGCCAUUCACAACCUCGUCGCAGCAGAACUGCCAUCAAUAUGCCCCAACCGAGACGACAUCGUUCGGGAAAUUCUGCAGGAUCUCGGUAGUGCCAAGAACAACGAGAACGAGAUGCUUGCGGCGGGUUCCUCCGACAUCCAGAUGUACCUUACGCCGAAGCUGCACGACAUCGAAGAUCCAGACGCAGAGGUUAAGGCACUCUUCAUGGAGACGAAGCGAUGCAUCCUGUACAUUAUUCGUGUACAGACCGGCGCCAACCUCCUCGAAAUCCUCGUGAAGCCGAUCUCGGACGAGGAUGAGCACAAGUGGCGGUCUGUCCUGCACGAUGAUUAUGUGAACGACGACAAGACGAGGGGCGCGUACUCGGAUGCCCACAUGGUAGACGUGUCACGCAUGUCCUACUACGACCUCAAGCGGACAGCUCUCGAGAACAUCAUGAGACUGGAGCACAUGGGCAGAAUCUCCAAGCACAACUACUACCAGGAUAUUCUCAACGCCAUCGCCCUCGACAUCAGAACCAAGAGCCGAAGACGCGUGCAACGCCAGCGCGAAGUCGAAGGUGUCCGGUUGACUCUUGCCAACCUCCACGAGAAGGCCAAGUACCUCGAGCAGCAACGCAAGAGUUACGACGACUACAUCGAGUCUGCCAUGACAACGCUUCAAAAGAACAAAGGAAAGAAACGGUUCCUGCUUCCGUUCACCAAACAGUACAACCACCAGCGCGAACUGGAACGCAGCGGGCGGGUCCCCAAGUUUGGCAGUUACAAAUAUAGCGCUCGGGCUCUGGCGGAGAAAGGCGUGCUCGUCGGUUGGAGUGGCGUCAUCGACUGGGAGAGGGUCAACCUCACCAUCUCCUGCGACGAGGUCGGCGUCUUCAACCUCGAGGGCUCCCGCGGCCACAUCCAGAUGCCCGGAGCGAGCGCCACCGUGCCCAUCGAGGGCCUGCUGCAGGCUCAGUUCGAGGCCCAUCAGUUCAUGAACCUCUUCGAGGGCAACCUCAAGCUGAACGUCAACCUGCUGCUGCAUCUUCUGUACAAGAAGUUCUACCGCACGCAAUGA